Brassica rapa (field mustard) is the source of this 3045-nucleotide messenger RNA. RefSeq names its product cyclin-D4-2. The record is from RefSeq and is a predicted model, not a curated record. Lineage: Eukaryota; Viridiplantae; Streptophyta; Magnoliopsida; Brassicales; Brassicaceae.
UCAACUUCUCAGAGUUCUACUAUGAGUUCAUCAUUCUACUUAUACCAGAACUCCUAGCUCAGCAUGUCCAAGGUCUUUAGUUAAACAACAGAUUUUGUCAUUGCCUGCUAGGACAUUCUAAAUUUUAAUGCUUCAUUCACCUUUAGGAUUUUGAAGAAGACAUAGCUGAGCUUGGCACGCUGGGAAAAGAAAACCUACAAAGACGGCACUCUCGUUUUGCGGCUGCUUAGGGAUCUUGAGGAAGGGUUGGGGAGUGGUAUCAUACCACUGGUAUGGAACAUGUUUCCACCACCAGAUUUCAAUCUCAAGAUGACCUUAACCUUAUCUCAAGACUGAAAAAGUUAUUGAAUUUGUUUAUGAUGAUUAUGUGCACUGCUUGUUGAUUUGUCUACUCUUAUCAAAAAACGUCUAAAACUAUGUUCUCUAAAAUUUGUCAUCUCUUGACUUUGCUCAAGCCUUGAAAACCUCUUUGACUCUUCUACGAUCUGCUCUGGUUCUAGUUUGAAACAAACAAUCUAAGGUCUCCUUUAAAGUUAGAAACUAACACGCUAAGGUCUCCUCUGGUUCAAGUUAGAAACCAACAAUCUUGGUCUCAUUGUUUUUGGGGUGAAUAUAGUAAUAAUUAACUUCUUUCUGUAAAUAUAAUAAAACCAGUCAAAGUCCAAGCAACACAAUUUAUGUAGCAUAGAGCGACCAUAAGACGUGCACACACACAUGCAACUAUGCAAGAUUCGAGGUGAGAAUCAAAAGAAGUCGAAUCUCAUUGCACAAAGAGAUGCAAAACAUCAAAAUUGUACUUGGACCACUUUGUCUGCAUUGCAUGCAUGAAACGAUAUAUUAAAUAGAACACAGUCUUUGGUCUAUUUCUGCGACAUACAUAAUUGUUUUCUCAUAUAUUACUUCAACUUUUCAUUUCUCCCACCAAUCUUUUCAGAGAAAGAUACUGUAAACAUUAAAAACUAAGAACCAAAGUUGCUCGCUCACACGUGAUUCCAGUCCACCUCCACUACAAAGUUAUACAAAUUGUUGUCAAGUUGAAAGUUAUAUUUGAUUAAUAGAUAUAAAACCUUGAAAUGAAUACUUUUUAGCUAGGGGCAUCAUUCUUUUGUAAGAAACCCACCGAUCUCUUUUCUUUUGUUAGGGUGUUCGCUUUACUUCCUUGUUUUUUACUGCAAAUAAACAUUGUGAUGCAGAGAGGACCGUAGCCAAAAAAAACCUUGAGAUUAGACUAGAGUGUAAUGUUAUAACCAAGUGUUCAUACCUCAACCAAAAGGUAUCAAUCAAGACAAAGUUUAGAAGUCAUAGAAACGAGCAAGUCGAACAAAACUAUUAUUACAUAUGGAGCGAAACUAAUAUACACAACAUGUUUUUGGGAUUAGGAAGAUUAUAUAUGUGACGACCUAGAACCUUAUGAUAAAAUAAAUUAUAGUGCAAUGUUGUCUAGUCACAUGACAUGAUGAUAAUCAGAGGUUGUGAAAAAUGUGGAGAGGUCUGAGACGAAUAGCUUUUGUAGUCCACUAACCAAUAAAAGUUACAAUUACAAGCCUUUUUCGAAAUAUAGUGGUGAAAGAGAGAUUCGAAGUUCAUUUAAUCUCAAUGAUUCACAAUCUAUGGGAUUAAACAUUCGCUGCAUCUUCAGAUUAUUUGAAUUGUUAUACAUUUUGGUAUUAAAAAAUCUAAAAAAUAAGAGCAACCAUUAUUAUUUUUUCACAUCCAUUUUCCAAAUUUAAAAUAAAAAUAUUUGUUUCCAUGCUAAUUUGAAUUUUCUCCAUCACAUUUCAAUCUCUUUACUCUAAAGCCACAUCUUCAUCUAUAUAUCAAUAAUUUAUCCUCUCUGUCUUUUGUUUUAUCUCUUCUGACCCCCAAAAACAAUCUCAAAGUAAAACAAACAAAGAAGAACAAAAUAAAAUAAAAACAGAGACAAAAUCUCUUUUUCAGUUCAUUAUCUCUUAAUACUAUAAAAACGAAAAAAAACUUGUAAACAGAUCGGAAAAAGGCAACCUCUAUAAUGUCAGAAAUCGAAAGAUCGAGUUUUGAUGAUGAGAACUCGAUUACAUCUUACCGAACAUCGAUCCUUCAAAUGGGUUUUCCAUCGGAGGAGGACGAAGAGACAAUCAGAGAGAUGAUCCACAAAGAGAGGCAACACUCGCCGAGAGAUGAUUACUUAGAGAGACUGAGAAGUGGUGAUUUGGAUUUAAAUGUCAGAAACCAAGCCCUUGAUUGGAUUCGGAAGGCAUGUGAGGAACUUCGGUUUGGACCAGUGUGUAUAUGCUUAGCAGUUAACUACUUGGAUCGUUUCUUAUCUGUUCAUGACUUGCCUAGUGGGAAAGCAUGGGCUGUGCAGUUGUUAGCUGUGUCUUGUUUAUCCCUGGCUGUUAAAAUCGAGGAUAUUAAAGUUCCAGAGUUAAUAAUACAUCUUCAGGUUGGAGGAGAUCCUUGGUUUGUGUUUGAGGCUAAAUAUGUUCAAAGAAUGGAGCUUUUGGUGUUGAACGUAUUGAAAUGGAGGUUGCGAGCCGUGACGCCGUGCUCUUACAUUAGAUACUUUUUGAGUAAGAUCUAUGGCUAUGAUCAAGAACCAUCUAGCAGACUGAUCUCCAGAUCACUACAAGUGAUAGCUAGUACAACCAAAGGUAUUGACUUUUUGGAGUUUAGAGCUUCAGAGAUUGGUGCUGCUGUUGCACUUUCUGUUUCUGAAGAACUCCAUAAAUUACAGUUUGACAAAUUCUCCUUCUCUUCCUUAUGCCCACACCUUGAUAAGGAGAGAGUGAAGAAGAUUGGUGAAAUGAUAGAGAGAAAUGGGUCAGCUUCAUGUCCACAGACACCACCCAAUAAUAAUGCAGUCUUACAAUUUAAGACUCUUUCUACUUCUUCUGUUUCCUCCUCUCUCACUUCUCUUUCUUAAUUUCUCUUUUACCCCCUUUUUAAAAUUGUCGCAGUUGAAAUUUUGAUAAAAUAAACCAACAAACAAAGAAUUUGCGGGAUUACUUAUAAAUAAUAAACGUGAAAAUGUGUUUUUUUAUUUGUGGAACUAUGAGAUAUAUUUAA